GAGUUAUAUAGCAAGGCCAACUAUGGAUAUAGAAAAUAGUUGAGAAUGAAAUUAUUAGCAAUGAGUAGUUGUCUUCCACGGCCAACGCCUUACCUCUUUCUCGCUUCAAAGAAAACUGCAAAGCCCAUAUUAAAUUGCAAAUUCAACAAUGCCGAAGCUCACGAGUUUUUCCAAGCGGCGCUCCACCGCGCUUCCCUGCGUUUCCAGGAGACCCUCCGUCCAGGCAUGCUGUAUCCAUUAUUCACAGACCCCUACAUCAGAUGCCUUCUGCCUCUUGAUAUUGAAAUGGAUGUGAAUCAAAGCUUGCACAAGCACUGCCUUGCAACCAAGUUUAUUGAUGACAAACUGAUCACCUCAAUGCAAAAAGACGAUGGACUUAGGCAGAUUAUUUUCUUGACGGAUGGGAUGGACACCCGACCAUAUAGGCUUAACUGGCCUGCAUCGACAGUACUAUUUGAUAUAUCUCCGGAUAUAAUAUUUAGACAAUCUAUUCAGAAGCUUGAAGAAGUUGGCGCCAAGAUUCCAAGAAGGUGCUUGCUCUUACAUGUCCCAUCAGAAACCUCGGACAUUCAAGAAGCUUUACGCAGUAAAGGAUACAACGGCACCAGAUCUAGUCUGUGGGUUCUUCAGGGACUUCCAGUAGUUACUUUGUCCAACUUUCAAGAUAUUUUGAGCAUUGUGAGCGCGUUAGCCAUGAAGGGAUCCUUUAUCAUUGGAGAACUCCCUAGCUGGUUAGUAAAAACUGAGACUGACACGAAGUCUACAACAGCAGAAUGGAUGGACAAGCUCUUUGUGAGCCACGGCCUAAAGGUGGAGAUCGUUGAGCGUGACGAAGUUGCAAGAGACCUCGGAAAUGAAUCAUCAUUCGGUGACUGCGAAAUGAUACUAUUUGCUGCAGAGCAGCUGCAGUUCUCUGAUGAUCAGAUGGAAUUAUGGAGAAGAGAGUUUCAAAGGAUAGAAGAAGAAGGCGAUGAAGAUGGUUUUGAAGAGCUUUAAAUGGACACCAUGUUUUACAUAUCGAGUCUAGACUCUAUAGUGCUAUUGUAUUUUUCUCAUCUUUUGUUUGCAUUGGGCCGUAGACCUUGGGCCUAAACCCAGUUCCAGCUCCAACUGCACGGUGUGGCCCAAUAUAUGAAUCUAAUUUUCCAAUAUUGUUAGGGAAGUCAUGUACUUUUAUUGAUAUAUAAAAACAGAAAUUUAGAAAAAAGAGAGGAUAUUUAUAUCCCAAAAAUAUAUAGGGGUCACUUGAAACACUUAAUAAAAAUACGAUUCGAAUC
Messenger RNA from Salvia splendens (bonfire salvia), 1277 nucleotides. RefSeq names its product O-methyltransferase 1, chloroplastic. The transcript is spliced from 7 exons. Gene Ontology annotation, biological process: methylation. The coding region runs from base 46 to 996 and encodes 316 amino acids. Lineage: Eukaryota; Viridiplantae; Streptophyta; Magnoliopsida; Lamiales; Lamiaceae. The record is from RefSeq and is a predicted model, not a curated record. Gene Ontology annotation, molecular function: methyltransferase activity.